Molecule: messenger RNA, 558 nt
Organism: Fusarium subglutinans
Lineage: Eukaryota; Fungi; Ascomycota; Sordariomycetes; Hypocreales; Nectriaceae
Exons: 1
Coding region: 1-558 (185 amino acids)
Source: RefSeq, a predicted model, not a curated record
AUGGAACCUUGGCAUACAAUGUGCCAGUGCCCGAACUCUAACGUCGAGGCCAACGACUGGACGCCUUGCACAUGCCCUUAUCCGUCACCCCCUGAUGAAUCCUCUUCAACACAUGCGUCACCCAACUCUGUGUCUUACGAUGAUGAUGAGCAUACAGUAUCCUCUCCCGCUGCAUCCGAACAUCAAGGUGCCAGUGACCCUGACCAGGAAGUCAGCUUCUGUUACGGGGCAUGCCCAAACCAUUAUGGCGGCUGCCAUCCAGAAAUGGAUGAUGUAUCACCCAACCUGCUUAUCGAUUUCGAACCUCAGGAUACUCAGUCAAGAGAUCAUACCACCCCUACAGAAUCGGGACAAUCUUCAAACACCACAUCCCCCUCGGGAACUGAAGAUCAGGGCAUAAGAAGCGCAGCGAAAGAAUCAGUGGGUCUUCCUCUUUUGGAUAGAUCUAUUGUCGAAGGCAGUCUAAACGACAACAUGAAAUGGGAGACUAUCCACAAGGAUCGCGAUGAGAUUUGGGCGGCAAAAACCGAAGGCGCGGAUGAGAAGACUCAAGGAUAA